Messenger RNA from Rubroshorea leprosula, 2243 nucleotides. The record is from the annotation of a GenBank genome assembly. NCBI's taxonomy places the organism in Eukaryota, Viridiplantae, Streptophyta, Magnoliopsida, Malvales, Dipterocarpaceae.
CCCUAAAUCCAUCUCGCCGUCCCCACAACAAAUUCCACCAUAUUGCAGUAUUAGUGCUUUGACUCCUUUGCCUUGCUUUCCUUUUCUUCUGGGUUUUAUUUGUCUUCCAUUUGUAUUUCUCCUCCUCCUUCAUCUUGUUUGUGGGUAUUUCUCCUUCUAAUGGAGCCAUAAGGAUUUUUCAUGUAGACUGCAUUAUGGGUUUGUCCUCGAAAAGGAAGAUUUUCUGCUUCAUUAGGCGGUUCUGAAGGGCUGAGGAAUAUAGUUCAACAUCUGCAGAUUCUUGCAUCAUGUCACAUCUUGAAAAGGAAAGUAGAAGUAGAGAAGAGAAUCCUCAAUUUAAGUGGGGUAUUCUGAAGGCACUUGGACAAAACAACAAAAAUGUGAAGUUUUAUGAGUCAUUUACUUAUGAUGGUGUGGAAUACUUUCUCUAUGACUGUGUCUAUUUUAACAUCCAGGGUUCUCCUGAGACUUCCAUUGGUAAGAUUGUGAAGAUCUAUGAAAAUUCAACAUCUGAAAAGAGAGUGAAAGUAGUUUGGUUUCUACGCCCAACUGAAAUUCGAAACCACUUGGGAGAUUAUGUGCCAUGCUGGAAUGAGUUAUUUCUAGCUUCUGGUGAGGGAGUUGGGCUUUCUAGUUUGGUUCUUCUGAAAUUCAUUGCGGGAAAAUGCAAUGUUGUCUGUGCAUCUCAUGAUCACAGAAAUCCUCAGGCAUCUAAAGCAGCAAUAAGAAUGGCUGAUUACAUCUUCCACUGCACUUUUGAUGUUGGAAAGCUUGCAAUCUUGGAGACUUUUCCGGACAACAUAGAUGGUGUUAAAGUGGAGUAUUUCUUCAACAGGAGAAUUGAUCAAAAGCCCAUUAGCGCUCCAAAUCCCAAAGCAAAAGUUGAUCGGACUGCAAUUUCAGGUCUCUCUUCAAAGUCUGGUGUAAACAAAGUAAUUGGCACCACAAUAAAGAAAGAAUCUACAAAAGAUGCAGUUAAUGUGAGUGAGCUAAAGCAUCCUCCAGACAAGAGUAUCUCUUUGAAGCUGAAAGCUUCUAGUCAUGACAAUGGGACAGGGACAGCUAGAAGUUCACAGUGCCUAGAUAAACUUGAAGCAAAAGUUUGCAAGGAUUCCUCUACAAGAGCAACUAAUGUUCACCCUUACAAAAAGAGGAAAUUUAUUAUGGAUGAGGAGUCCGAUAGUGAGUCUGAUAAAGAAGCAGCUCAACUUGCAGAGGAUAAGGCCAUUAAAACAAAAGGCCAACUUAUGAAGGUUACUAGUAGUCUUGAUGCUAACAGAGGAAACUGGUUCCACAAACUACCUUGGGAGCAAAGACUGCAGACUGCCCAAGAAAGCGGUACAUUGUUGUUGCUCGAAAACCUAGAUCCUUCAUUUAUAUCAGCAGAAGUACAGGAUCUGGUUAGGGAUGCACUUAAAAUGAGGGUUGAAGCAAAGAUGGUACAGCAAACUGCUUUUUCUAGCCCAUACUAUGGUAAAGCCCUUGUAAUAUUACAGUCAAAAAAAGAAGUCGAGCUAGCAAUUUCCAAAUUAGAGGAGAAUUGCCUUAUGCUAGCAAAUGGAAGACCCAUUGUUGCUAGUAAAGUUGAGAUUGAGAAGCCUAACAAACAAGCUGGAUUCGUUGGGCAUCUUCUUCUUGACAAAUUCCGAGUUCAAAGACAAAAUCAAGAGAGAAAAAAGGCGGUAUCAACAUCCCACUGUUCUCAGCCCAAUACAUUUGAGUAUGAUCUAGCCAUGGAGUGGUGCAUGCUGCAGGAAAAAUCAGAUUUGUGGUGGAAGGCACUAUAUGAGGAACAAGCCAAGGAGAUAGAAGUUAGCAAACAGCUAAAGAUGAUUUCUACAAUUUCAUAGUCCCAUCCCAAACCAUUUGCUGCUGGAGGAAAUUUUGUUGUUUUGUUGUAGGUAAACAGAGUAAAGUACAAGGCUGAUCCCUUUUUUUGGGCAGUAUAAAGGGGCAUGCCCAUGUCAAUGGUUGGAAAACAAGACUAGAAGCUUAGAGUUAGAAUGAGUUGGAUCUUCAGUUUUUGGUGUAAAUCCAAUUCAUUGAUCAUUUGGUCUAUAACAAAAUUUGUUGUUACCUUGAAGCAUUCGUAACUGAGUGGUGUUCUUUGAUCUUCAUUUUCACAUAUGUUAAGAUCCUGGGUUGAGGCAAACUCAUGUAUUCAGUGUCAGGCAUGGCAUGAAAGAGGAAUUUGAAUCUAUGAGUAGUUUAAAACUCAGUGUACAUCUCAGAAAGUAUUUUAA